Messenger RNA from Plasmodium vivax (malaria parasite P. vivax), 2483 nucleotides. RefSeq names its product cysteine proteinase precursor. The record is from RefSeq and is a predicted model, not a curated record. The transcript has a single exon. NCBI's taxonomy places the organism in Eukaryota, Apicomplexa, Aconoidasida, Haemosporida, Plasmodiidae. Gene Ontology annotation, molecular function: cysteine-type endopeptidase activity. The coding region runs from base 318 to 2069 and encodes 583 amino acids. Gene Ontology annotation, cellular component: lysosome.
CGUACCAAUAGGAUAGCGCGGUGGCUGCUUUGUCCUGUGCUGCGUGGGAGCAUUUGAUAAAAGCGGCCAAGUGGGAGUGUCAAUUGGGGCGACCGACUGAUUGGUUUGUUGGCUGGCUGACCGAUUGGUUGACUGAUUCACUGCGUGGCUGUUUGCACGGUGGGUGGUGAAGCGCAAGUGUACGCACUGCCUGUAGGUUACGCCUCUCUUGCGCACGAUCCAGCCGCUUUUACGUGUACCGUAGGCUUUUUCCUUUUGGGAGCCUCUUAACGCCGCUUCUCCCCUGUUUAUCCCCCGCUAACCACCCCUUAUGCAAAAUGGCGCAGGAUAUCAAAAUCAUGAACCUGACCAAGUCCAGCCUGGAGGCCCUGAACAGAAACCAAAUGCUCUCCAAAAAGAGCAGUAGGAAAAUUCUGAAGAUAUGCAUGUACGCAAUUCUGACAUUUGCAAUGUGCGGUGUGGUGUUGAUAUGCCUCACUGCCAUGUCGAACAGUGAUGGGAGCCUUACCCAGAGUGGCAGCCAUAACCAGAGCGGCAGCCUGAAGGGUCUCUCUUCCACCCCUGGUGAUGGAGAAAUCCUCAACAAGGCUGAAAUAGAAACGCUGAGAUUUAUCUUUUCAAAUUACCCCCACGGGAAUAGAGAUCCAACUGGUGAUGAUGUGGAAAAACCAGCAGAUGCCGCCUUACCAAAUGAAGAGGAUCAAAAGGUAAAAAUUGCAGACGCGGGAAAGCACAUCAAAUUGAUGAAGCAGUACAACGAAAUUGUGGCGGACAUGAGUGAGGACAACAAAGAACAGCUAGCCAAAAUGUUGAGGGAACUUUUGAAAAAAAAAAUAAAUGAAAGGAAGAAGAAGAGAGAAGACCCAAAUGGUAAUAAUGAAGAAGGGAAAGAAGUUAUCAAUAUAAGUGUGCCAAGUUUUAAUUACAAACGAGUCAGCGCCAACCAAGAUGAUAGUGACGACGAGGAAGAGGUGAGUGUGGCGCAGAUAGAAGGCCUAUUCGUCAACCUGAAAUAUGCCUCGAAAUUUUUCAACUUCAUGAACAAGUAUAAAAGAAGCUAUAAAGACAUCAACGAGCAGAUGGAGAAAUAUAAAAACUUCAAAAUGAAUUAUCUCAAAAUUAAGAAGCAUAAUGAAACGAAUCAAAUGUACAAAAUGAAGGUAAACCAGUUUAGCGACUAUUCGAAGAAAGAUUUCGAGAGCUAUUUUAGAAAGUUGCUACCCAUCCCGGAUCACCUGAAGAAGAAAUAUGUAGUGCCGUUCAGUUCCAUGAAUAACGGAAAGGGCAAAAAUGUAGUGACUAGCAGCAGCGGCGCUAACCUUCUUGCCGACGUGCCAGAAAUUUUAGACUAUAGAGAAAAAGGAAUUGUGCAUGAACCCAAGGACCAAGGGCUAUGCGGCUCGUGCUGGGCCUUUGCCAGUGUAGGAAAUGUUGAAUGCAUGUACGCCAAGGAGCAUAACAAGACCAUUUUAACUUUGAGUGAGCAAGAAGUUGUAGAUUGUUCUAAGCUAAAUUUCGGAUGUGAUGGAGGACACCCAUUUUAUUCUUUCAUUUAUGCCAUCGAAAAUGGAAUUUGCAUGGGGGACGACUAUAAAUAUAAAGCGAUGGAUAAUUUAUUUUGCCUAAACUAUAGAUGUAAGAAUAAAGUUACUCUCUCCUCUGUUGGUGGGGUGAAAGAAAACGAAUUGAUACGUGCUCUAAAUGAAGUAGGUCCUGUGUCCGUCAAUGUCGGGGUAACGGACGAUUUCUCCUUUUACGGCGGAGGAAUAUUCAAUGGCACUUGCACAGAAGAAUUAAACCACUCCGUUCUUCUUGUUGGCUAUGGCCAAGUGCAGAGCAGCAAAAUAUUUCAAGAAAAGAACGCUUAUGAUGAUGCCUCUGGAGUUACGAAGAAGGGAGCGCUAUCAUACCCAUCAAAGGCCGAUGAUGGUAUUCAGUACUAUUGGAUUAUUAAAAAUUCGUGGAGCAAAUUUUGGGGAGAAAACGGAUUUAUGAGAAUUAGUCGAAAUAAGGAGGGAGAUAACGUGUUUUGCGGAAUCGGUGUCGAAGUUUUCUACCCCAUUUUGUAAGGCCACCCCCACACACCGUUCCAGUGUAGCGUGGAGACCCCGUCAGCAACCUCCGUACGCAAGAAGUGGCGUCCUUUUUGUUGGCGUAGCAGGGACGAGCUCCUUUUUUAUGGUAGACGAGGUGGUGAUGCUUUUCCGAACUGAAGCAUUUCCCAGCUCACCGCCUGUAUGGCCCAGUGAAAAUGCUGACCAAUGUACAAUGGCGAGGGACCCACCCCCUCUGUAUAUUCAAUUUUUUUUUUUUUCCGUUUUGUACCAUUCUAAGAUUUGAUUCCUAUACCAUAUGUAGUCCUUACCCUUUGAUGUUGUAACGUAUGUAACUUAACCAUUUUGUUAAAGUUUUUUUUUUUUUUUUUUUUGAACCUGCAAGAAUUAGCAACUUAUUACACCCCUUAAUAUGUAACUUUAAGGUUU